Aspergillus luchuensis is the source of this 1581-nucleotide messenger RNA. RefSeq lists its product as uncharacterized. Gene Ontology annotation, cellular component: membrane. Lineage: Eukaryota; Fungi; Ascomycota; Eurotiomycetes; Eurotiales; Aspergillaceae. Bases 1 to 1581 code for a protein of 526 amino acids. The transcript is spliced from 2 exons. The record is from RefSeq and is a predicted model, not a curated record.
AUGGACAUCGACCACUCCAAUACAACGACCAGCUCCAUCGCCCUCAUUGAUAACACUGCGCCCCGUCGCCGCCAUUCAGAAACUCCCACCGCUACAACAAACGGCGGCAGCCACAUCUCCCGAAAAUGGACGAAACGGUCAAUUCGCGGGGAGCUGAAGAAGCGCAAGUACGCUAAAUGGCAACCGGAUCGAUUGGGGCUUACGACCGAUGAUGAAGACAAUACCAACUACAACAACAACAACAGCAACAAUGAAGAGGAGGAAGGCAUACCGUCAUCCAGCAGACGACCCUUCGAAAGACCAGAACCGUCAGACCUCUUUACUACAGAAACAGCAACCACCACGAGCCCUCCCCCAUCGCAAUACCAAAGUCGAAGUGACAGUCCCAGCCAACAACAACAACAACCCUCCCCCCCUUCGCAGGAUGUAAGCGCCACGGAUUUCGCCCCAGAAAGCAACACCCUCAUCACCACCACCACUACAACUACAGGGGCUAACGCCCCCAAACUCACCGGCCUAAAACCCAACACCGAGCUCGACAUCCUCUACGAAAACCAACGCGGGUGGUUCUUCUUUGGCAUCCCGCUCUACUCACAUAGCUCCCUGCUCAACUUCGACCCCUCCGCCUGGCAGACCGCCGACCUGCGCGACAGUCCCGUGGACAUCACGAACGCGCAAGUGCCCGACCCCAGCUGGGUGUGGGCGUGGCGGUCCUGGUACGUCGAUAUGUCCGGCGACGUGGACGACCAGGGAUGGCAGUAUUCGUUCUCGUUCAAGUCGACGGCGUGGCAUGGGUCGCAUCCGUGGUUCCAUUCGUUUGUGCGCCGGCGCAGAUGGGUGCGGGUGAGGACGAAACGGUUGGUGGAUAGACAUGGACGGACGGAGUUGGAGAUGGCACAUAGGUUGAAUGAGGAUUACUUCACGAUUCACUCGGGGAAGAAUAAGAAGAAGAGGCCGGUUAGUGAGGUCGGUGGGGGUGGGUAUGGGGCUACGAGUUUGGGUCGGACCACGACUGCGACGACUUCUAGGGAGAUGGAGGAGGAGGAAGGGGCGCCGAUAGAGGAAAUAGCAGAUAUCCCGGCGUUGAUGCACGCGUUGAGAGUAGCGAUUGUGGAUCGCGAGAAGGUGGAUGCGUUGGAUCGGUUCGUCGACGAGGGCGGGGAGGAGUUGUUUUAUUUGGAUGAGAAGAUCCCCGAAAUCAUGUCCAUGUUCGUCUUCCAAGCCUCCCGCUGGCACUUCGUCCUCCACCUCACCGACGUCGUCGAGUCCCUCUCCCAACAACUCUCCUCAUCUAGCGGGGACAACGAAGCCGCCGAGCUGCAGCGCAAGCUGAAUCAUCUCCGAAAGGCCACCGAAACAGCUAGACGCCAUCUCACGGGCCCGGGGGUCCUGCGAACCGAGAACCGGAAAUCGAGCAUGGAGAUGCUGGAUUUGACACCCGUUUCGAAGCGCGGGAGUCUGUUGGCGAGAUACUCUGGUCGGUUCGAGUUCAAGUCAAUGGAUGAUGGUGGGGAGAUUAAGGGGAUUCCUAAGGAGGCGGAGGUAGGGAGGGAAGGGCAUAUUUUCCAGUAUUCUUCUUGA